UCACACAAGCACAGUUUUGUCAAUUUACCUGCAGCCAGCACAAUGGCAAAGACACAGAAUCUAAUUCUUACAGGAUUAUUAAUAUUCAUCUCAGCUCAUUGGGCUUUGUGUGUUAUAGAAGAAGAACUUCAUGCUGAUUACUGGAACAACAAAGCGAGAGAAGCUCUUCAUGCUGCUCUAAAUGUUCAGCCUAACGUGCACCAAGCCAAAAACCUCAUCCUCUUUCUGGGUGAUGGAAUGGGUAUACCAACAGUGACGGCUGCCCGUAUCCUCAAAGGCCAGCUGGAAGGAAAUUCGGGAGAGGAAGGAAGUUUGGUUAUGGAUACGUUUCCUCACCUGGCACUGUCUAAGACCUACAAUGUAGACCAACAGAUGCCAGACAGUGCUGGCACAGCGACCGCAUACUUAUGUGGAGUGAAAGCCAACUAUGGGACCAUUGGAGUCACUGCUGCCACUCCAUUGGGUAAAUGUAGUGCUGUUGCUGGCAAUGAAGUCACAUCUAUUCUGCACCGUGCGAAGAAGGCAGGAAAAUCCGUUGGAAUUGUCACAACAACGAGAGUUCAGCAUGCUUCCCCCUCUGCAAGCUACGCUCACUCUGCUGACAGAGAGUGGUAUUCUGACAAUGAACUCCCCACUGAAGCUGUCCAAAAUGGCUGCCGCGACAUUGCUUACCAACUAGUUCACAACACAGAGAUAGAUGUCAUUCUCGGUGGAGGUCGUCAGUAUAUGUUACCCAGAGAAGUAUCAGAUCCUGAGUAUCCGACUGAGACCGGAUCCCGGAAGGACGGAAAGAAUCUUAUUCUUGAAUGGGCUCAGAACAAAACAGGUGCUAAGUAUGUUUGGAAUAAAAGUGAGUUUGAUGCUGUCAAUCCUCGGAAAACAAACUUCCUUCUAGGUUUGUUUGAAACAAAAGACUGUCGCUAUGAGCUGGAGCGGGAUUCGUCCAUGGACCCUUCGCUUACGGAGAUGACAGAGAAGGCAAUCAAGAUUCUCCGUAAGAAUCCCAAAGGAUUUUUUCUGUUUGUGGAAGGGGGGAGAAUUGAUCAUGCUCACCAUGGCACCCAGGCCAAAAAGGCUCUCCAUGAAGCUGUAGAGUUUGACCGUGCAAUUGGGCGAGCAGCUGAACUCACCAGUGAACUGGACACACUGACUGUAGUCACUGCUGACCACUCCCAUGUCUUUGCCUUUGGAGGAUAUUCUGCCAGAGGAAACUCCGUUGUUGGAGUGUCUCGUUCAUUGGCCAAGGACAAGAAGCAUUUUACCACUGCUGUGUAUGGCAAUGGGCCAGGAUAUCAGAUUGUUAAUGGAACUCGGCCUGAUAUGAAUGAGUCAAUUUCAUCGAUGAAUGACUACCAGCAGCAGUCUCCUGUCCCUCUUGAGUCAGAGACCCAUGGUAUAGAAGACGUGGCCAUCUUCGCCAAAGGACCAAUGUCUCAUCUUUUUCACAGUGUUCAGGAACAGAAUUAUAUUCCACAUGUCAUGGCUUAUGCUGCCUGCAUAGAACCCUAUGAAAACUGCAAUCUCCCAGGCAACAGUGGAGGAAUUCACCCCAGCCUGCUUCUCCUUCUGAUGGGCCUUCUGCUUACCCUCUGCUCUGCCUGAGAUUAAAAUCCCAACAGGAUUUUAAACUUUUAUUUUGGCUUAAACAUAAAUUAUUGUUGACAUAGUCCUGUACAUACUUUAAAUGCUUUGCUAAUGCUCAACUUUAACCUUCGCAGCCAUUGAGAGUAAUUAAUUUUGUUCAGCAUUGAGAUGAAAAACGUUUUCUUUUAAUGCUGAAAAUAAGAGCUUUACACUAUAACACUGAAAUAGGAUUGUAAUUUUUCUAAUGUACUAUUUAAAAUAACUAACUUUGAUUUCCCUAAUAGAUUAUCAGCUUGUUUAACAUGUCCUACUGCCAUGAAUAAAUAUAAGCUGGAAAUAAAAUAAAAUAAAAUAAAAACUGUUAUAAUAAAACAUUA
Messenger RNA from Girardinichthys multiradiatus, 1961 nucleotides. It is a transcript of the gene alpi.2, whose product is annotated as alkaline phosphatase, intestinal, tandem duplicate 2. Bases 43 to 1602 code for a protein of 519 amino acids. Gene Ontology annotation, molecular function: alkaline phosphatase activity. The record is from RefSeq and is a predicted model, not a curated record. The transcript is spliced from 11 exons. Gene Ontology annotation, cellular component: plasma membrane. Gene Ontology annotation, biological process: dephosphorylation. NCBI's taxonomy places the organism in Eukaryota, Metazoa, Chordata, Actinopteri, Cyprinodontiformes, Goodeidae.